Molecule: messenger RNA, 1488 nt
Organism: Aspergillus wentii DTO 134E9
Lineage: Eukaryota; Fungi; Ascomycota; Eurotiomycetes; Eurotiales; Aspergillaceae
Exons: 6
Coding region: 1-1488 (495 amino acids)
Molecular function (GO): hydrolase activity, acting on carbon-nitrogen (but not peptide) bonds
Source: RefSeq, a predicted model, not a curated record
AUGUCGCCAUCGAUCAUCACCCAACCCAGUUGGACUAAAUCCAUGUCCAACAUUGAGCCAUACAAAGGACCUCCGAGAAAUAUCGAAGCAAUUGAUGCAAUUGACUUUGGUGAAAACUUGAAGCCAAAGAACUAUGAGAUCUUCGGCACCCAUUCGGAGUCCAAGAUCUUGAUUCUGGACGUUCAGAUCAUCGACUCGACAGGCCAAGAGCCUUACCGUGGCGAUGUUCUCAUUGAAGGAGAGCGGUUUACCGCAGUCGGUAUCGUCCCCAACAAAGAACAACUCCAGAAGGACCCCAAAGUUCGCAAAUUCUAUGGCAAAGGCAGGACCUUAAUGUCUGGAAUGGGGGAUGCCCACACUCACCUCUCAUGGAAUGGAGGUGACUUGGGUCGGUUGGGCGAAUUGGAAGUAGAGGAACACACUCUCCUCACCGCCAAAAGUGCUCAAUGCUACCUGGACUCAGGAUAUACCAUGUGCUGGGGAGCGGCGUCUGCAAAGGACAGAUUAGAUGUCGUUGUUCGUAACUCUAUCAACGCCGGUGACAUUCCUGGGCCUCGCUAUCUCGCCAACGCCAAGGAGAUUUGUCGAAGAGAUGGCGACCUCGUCCCGGGAAUUACAGCUUACGCCGAUGGUCCAGAUGAGAUGAGAGAGGUGGUUCGCCGCCAUGUCGACUUGGGUGUCGAUCAGGUCAAACUCAGCAUGUCCGGAGAAGCGAUCACGGAAGUUCGCUCUGCUCUGGACUGUUACUUCACAGACGAAGAAACCGCUGCAUGCGUGGACGAGGCUCACAAGCAUGGCCGUAGGCUAUGCGCUCAUGCCCGUGCACGAGACUCGGUGACCAUGUGCGCCCGACACGGUGUGGAUGUCAUAUUCCACGCCUCUUAUGUCGAUGAUGAGGGGAUGAAUAUGCUGGAAGACAACAAGACCCGACAUGUUGUCGUGCCCGCGCUAAACUUCCCAGUGAGCAUCUUGGAAGAUGGAGAACGUUUUGGAUACGCGAGAUCCAAAGCCGAGCAAGUAGGCUACAAGACGGAACUUGAUACAGCAAUCCUAGGGUUGCGUGAGAUGCACCGACGGGGGAUUGUUGUGCUUCCGGGAGGGGAUUAUGGCUUCGCUUGGACUCCACACGGAACAUAUGCCCGUGACCUUGCCCUUUUCACUAAUUUGCUGGGCUUUACCCCCCACGAGGCGAUUAUUUCUGCAACGGCCGGCGUCGCGAAGCUCUUCAUGCGCGAAAAUGAGCUGGGUAAGAUCAAGCCCGGAUAUUAUGCAGACUGUGUUCUUGUGGAUGGCAAUCCUCUGGACGACAUUGAGAUCCUGCAAGAUCACUCAAAACUCAAUAUUAUCAUGAUCAAUGGACGCGUGCACAAGGCGGGUCGGAAAGAGUACAUCGCGCCCAUGGUCGAUGGGACGAACGGUGUCACAUAUGAAGCCGAUCUUGACACGGAAUUUCCCGAGGUCAAGAAGGUCAUGCAGAAGGAUUAUUAA